GGAGAAGCGAGCGGCUCACCUCGCAAAGUAAAAAAAACCUCGACAGAUUCACAAAACGUAAAGUAACAUCGUCAACACUCGCAACAGCCCAUUCUCCCCGUAAAGGAUCAGACAGCACAAGAGAUCCGGGAUAGAGCCGUUUGCAUGAAUUGGCCAUGAUAUCAGGGCUUAUCGCAACAUCAUCUGCAAAUUCAUUCUCUGCUCUCUGAAUUAUCAAUCGUUUCUCCUCUGCCGUCCUGAUUAUUUCUUCCUGUAUACAGUCAACACAACUACCCACCCCACCGAUCCAACUGAUCCGUACCUCUAAACAAGAGAGGUUGAAAGCAUGUUUACGUUUGUGCCGCUUGUAGGAGAGUCUGCGACGCCGAGCCGGACGCUGGCGUCGCAAUCGCUGCUCACGUUUGAUUCAAAUGUGAGGGUGUUGAUUGAUGUCGGAUGGGACGAUCAGAUGACUGAGUCGAUGCUAUCCGAGUUGGAGCGAUUAACACCUACAAUCGACCUGAUCCUUCUCACGCACGCGACGUUUUCACACAUCGGAGCAUACGCAUACGCCUGCAAGCGAUUCCCCGGAUUCGACUCGAUUCCUGUAUAUGCUACGCUGCCGGUGAUCAACAUGGGCCGCAUGGCCACGAUCGACGCCUACACGACUGCGUGGUUCACGACCUCGCCCGCGUCCGAGGCGUCCUCGACGGCGGCGGCGGCGGCGGCGGCAGACGUAGCGCCGUCGGCGGUCGAUACUACUAUUCGGGUCUCUGAUAUUGACGCUAUCUUUGACAAAAUUCAAUCACUCAAGUACUCGCAGCAACUCAGUCUAUCCGCCAAACUCAGCUCUCUGCGCAUCACAGCCCACAACGCAGGACACUCUCUCGGCGGUACACUUUGGCGGCUGCAGUACGGACAGGAAGACGUUGUCUACGCGGUAGACUGGAACCAUGCGGUCGAGCGGCAUCUAAAUUCGUCAGCGCUACUCACCGCACCGGAUCAGCUCGGUCGACCGACGGCCCUGAUCUGCGGAGCACGGACGGGACUGGCAAUCAAAGGCCGAGAGGAGAUGCUGAUCUCUGCGAUCCUCCGCAGCCUCGACCGCGGAGGCGACGUGAUCCUGCCGACGUCCACGAGCGCGCGCGCGCUCGAGCUCUGUCUGCUCUUGGACGCGGUCUGGAGCGAGCGCCGGCUGCGGGAGCCGCUGCUGUUUGUGUCGCGGGUCGGUAGUCGGACGCUCGCUUAUGCGCGGUCGAUGCUGGAGUGGAUGUCGCCUGCGAUGGUGCGCGAGUGGGAGGAUAAAGGGUCGUCGCCGUUCACGUUCAAGUAUCUGCGGGUCGUGGCGACGGAGGAGGAAGCGCGCGCGGUGCGGGGACCAAAAGUCGUGCUUGCGAGCGGGCAGGGGUUGGAGUGGGGUGUCUCGCGCAGUGCGUUUGCGGAUAUAUGCGAAGACGAGCGGAGUAUGACGAUCUUCACACAGGGCGUUGAUCAGACUUCGUUUGGCGGCGAGGUGCUGGCUGCGUGGAAUGCCAGCGCGGCCGCGGAGGGCAAGAUGGCAGAGCACGGCGACGAGGCCGCGACGGAUGCAAGAGGCGGGCCGGUGUAUACAAGGAUACAAUUGAGGCGAGAGCUCGAGAUCCGGAAAAGUGUACCGCUGCAAGGUGAGGAGCUCGAGCGGUAUAUUUCGCAGGAGAAAGCGCGGAAGGCGCUUGCGGACCGGCAGUCGGCGAUCGAGCUGAAGAACCGGACGAUCUUGGACCAGGAGGCGUUUGACGAGAGCGAGAGCUCAGAGUCCGAGUCGGAAGACGAGGUCGAGAUCGACGAGGACGAAGAGGCGGCGGCAGACGCGGCGACGGAUAUCGGCGUGCUGGUGUUAUCGCAGGACAAUAGAGUGUACGACUACGACGUGCGGCAUGCAAAGGGUCUGAAAAAUAAGAUGUUUCCAUAUAUCCCCAAGCGAGUGCGGCGGGACCCUUACGGUGAAGUGAUCAAGAUCGAGGACUACGUGCGAGCAGAGGAGCGCGACGACGUGCGGAUGGAGGAUGCGAACGGGGGCGAGGACGGCGGAAAAGGCGGGCUGGGCAAGAUCGGCAUGAAGCGGAAGUGGACGCAGGAGCGCGCGGAGGAAGAGGAGCGGACGGUGGUGAUCCCGAGCAAGACGGUGAGCGAGCGACGGGUGGUGAACGUGAGGUGCGAGGUGACGUACAUCGAGUACGAAGGCCUUGCCGACGCGCGGUCGUUCCAGAUGAUCAUUCCACAGGUGCAACCGCGGAAACUGAUUUUCAUCAGCGGAAGCUUGGAGCAGGCGGACGGGUUGGCGGUCGCGAUGAGGAACGCGGGGAUCCAGGAUAUCUACGUGCCGGCGUCGGGCAAGCCGCUGAACUUGAGCAUGGAUGCGAACGCGUACAUGGUGACGCUGUCAUGGGAUCUGGCGCGACAGCUCAAGUGGCAGAGUACUGCGGCGGGAGAGUAUACGGUUGCGCAGGUGCGAUCCAAGGUCGCGAUCACGACGAACGCGAUUGCUACGCCGGCGGUGGAAGAGUCCGAGGCGGCGAUGGAAGAGGACGGAGAGGGCGAGGAAAAGGAGAAAGAAGGAGGAGACGAGCCGCCGUCAUCAUCAACCACCGAAAUCAUCCUGAACGCGUUGACGACCAAGCAAGAGCUAGCCGAGGCCGCAGCGCAAAGCAAGUCAGCGUUUGUAGGCGACGUGCGCCUUGCCGAGCUACGACGGAAGUUAGUGUCUGAGGGCCUGCACGCCGAGUUUCGAGGCGAGGGCGUGCUUCUUUGCGAGCGCAAGAUUGCGGUGCGGAAGCUUGCGAACGAUAAGGUUAUUAUUGAGGGAAGUGUUUCAAAGGAGUUUUACAGGAUACGGAGGAUUGUGGAUUCGUUCAUGGCUCGAGUUGUGUGAGACGAUGUACUAUAGUGUAAUAACAGUGGAAUCGGUAGACUGUGUCCGAUUAUAUGAUUCAUUGCAUAUUCACUUCCGUUACCCAGACCAAUGUAAUAGUCGCUAAGAUUAUGCGAGGUCAGCCCAGACCU
Molecule: messenger RNA, 3021 nt
Organism: Myxozyma melibiosi
Lineage: Eukaryota; Fungi; Ascomycota; Lipomycetes; Lipomycetales; Lipomycetaceae
Product: beta-lactamase-like protein
Exons: 2
Coding region: 326-2890 (854 amino acids)
Biological process (GO): mRNA 3'-end processing by stem-loop binding and cleavage
Cellular component (GO): mRNA cleavage and polyadenylation specificity factor complex
Molecular function (GO): RNA binding
Source: RefSeq, a predicted model, not a curated record